Molecule: messenger RNA, 543 nt
Organism: Penicillium concentricum
Lineage: Eukaryota; Fungi; Ascomycota; Eurotiomycetes; Eurotiales; Aspergillaceae
Exons: 3
Coding region: 1-543 (180 amino acids)
Source: RefSeq, a predicted model, not a curated record
AUGCACUCUGACGUCAAGGCAAUUCGUGGUCCCUUCAUCGACCUCGAAGACCGACGGGACGAUCCUACCCUUCCAUCUUAUGUUGGUUUAAUUGACCGCACGACAGGUGCUGAGACUGCGGAUGUGGGCAACAACUCCUGUUUUCAGGCCGAGAACGCCACUCCCAUUGCGAUGAGUUCCGAUCUUAUCGACCUAGUCGAUCUGUCCGAUACCAAGAUCAUUCCAGUCGACAUGGACCUGAUCAACUUCACCAUGCGCACUUCAAUCAUUCGCCAUGCCGAUUCUGGCUCGUCUGAAUUGUCUAUCACCUCAGACAACGCAUUUGAUUUGGACCCCGAAGCUGGCACCAUCAAUGCCGUGCAUGCGACCAAGUCGUCCUCCGGUUCAGGAGCCACGACCGUGGGCUCCCUCGCCCCCGGUCCAGAUGAAUGCUUAUCUGAGUUUGUUGCUGGCCUGGUCACCAGACUCGAUUCCCUCCUCAAGCUAUUCGAAGAGCGGCUUCAAUGGUGGGGCCGAUUUCAUGCGGAAGUGACAUUUGAGUGA